AUGCCGGCAUGGAAGGGUGACGACGGGGAGGAGGAGCAGGAGGAGCAGGAGCAGGAGCAGGAGGGAUCCAGUGAUCGCAACUCUCUGACGAGCCCUGUCACUCCUCUCACUCCAAGUCACCAGCAUGGAGAGUGGGAGGAUGCAGGGGAAGCGAUCACGCCGUCAGAGGACAGGGACGGAUUCGGGAUGUACAGGCAUCCCGCUGUCGAUAUGGAAGGAGGAAGGAUGCAGGCAGCCAUCACAUCUUUCCUCAUCCUCUCCGUGUACUACCGAACUCUCUCUCCUUCCAUCUCGGGAGGAGACUCAGGGGAGGUCAUGGCGGCGGCAUGCAGUGGAGGUCCUGCGCACCCUCCGGGGUAUCCGCUGUUUGUGUUGCUAGCUCGAGGAGCCAUGAGCUUGUUCGCCUCACUAGGAGAGAACAAGGCGUACCGAGUGAACCUCAUGUGCGCCAUGCUGACAGCAGCAGGGGUUUACCAUCUCCAUAGAGCAGCGCGAGUCAUGACAGGGAGCGACUCCUCUGCUACGUUGGCGUCUGCCAUGUACGGACUAUCGCCUCUCAUCUGGAACAACGCGCUACAGGCAGAAGUGUUUGCCCUCAACAACUUCUUCGUGUGUCUGCUCACCAACCUGUUGGUUCGAUACCUCGCGAGGGAUCGACCGUCAGCCACUCGCGUUGCCUUCACCGGCGCUUUCGUUGUCGGCCUUGGCUUGACAAACCAGCACACCCUAGUGUUGUACUUCAAGUUUUGUCCUCAAUUCGAGCAUGUACCCCAGUAUUCCUGGGGAGAUCGGAGGUCUUUUCAGGGGUUUUUGAAUCAUUUUUUGAGGAAGGAUUACGGCACUUUCGUGCUCGCAGCGGGAGGAACAGAAGUCCACGGGAAGCCAGUUUCUCUGCUGGAGGGGAUCAGAUUUUACCUCGAGGACAUAGCUGGUCCUCGGCUGGACGAGAGGCGAAGAGGUCACACCAAGACUUACGAGGGGCAAUUGAUGUACAUCGGGAUCCCUUUCGCUGUUGUUGGACUCAUCCUCUGCCUGUACGGGCGACCGCUCCAGAGAAACCUCGCAGCUGGGCGAGUGCUGGUCAUCUGCUAUCUGUUCUACAUCAUCGUCUUUCACUCGCUGGCAAACCUCCCGAUCAAGGUCCCUCUCUUCCUCGCCGUCCAUGCUCGGUUCUGGCAGAUGCCCAACUCCACUCUCUUCCUCUUCGUGGGCAUCGGAUUUGAGUUUCUCUCCCGGAGAUUCGCAGACAAGGCUUUCGCACUUUCCGUCAGAUGGGCGAUCGUUUGUCUCUGUGUGUGGCUUCAGUUCGUGAAGAACUUUGACAAGCAGGAUCAGUCAGGGAACUAUGCCGUCGAGUUUGUGACGAGGACCGCGAUAGAGACGCUACCCCCCAACGCCAUCCUGCUCUGCUCGGGAGACCUCCAGUUCAACCCGGGACUCUACCUCACAGUCUGUGAGAACGUUCGGCCAGACGUCCGUUUCAUGUCUCUCCAGCUCAUGUCCUACAGGUGGUACGGCCUCAACAGCUCAAUCAAGUGGCCGGGCGUUGUCUUCCCCGGCAGAAGCCACUGGCCGGACAAGUACGGAUACUCUCUGCAGAAGUUUUACGACGCAAACAUCUGGGACCGUCCGAUCCAUUCGUACGGAGGGAAUAGACCAGCUGAGAACCUCGAGAAGCUUCUCGAGGAUCCCAGCUUGAAUGAAGACCAAUUCUUUCAUUUCACGUGGGGAUUGACAGACAGGAUGAUUCCAACUCAAGUUGAGAAGAUCAACAUCCACCAGUAUGCAAGAUGCCAUGCCAAGGCGUUCGCACCCAUGGAGGAGUGGGAGAAAAACGGGUCACUUCCUGACUUGCUCAAGUACGGUGAAGACACGUGGGAGGAUCAGGUGGUGAGGGAGUUCUAUAUCACCUACCAUCGCUUCGGCCACCAGCUCAUGGAAUACUAUCGAACUCUUCCCGGCGAGACGUGCGGAGGAGCAUGUCCUGAAGGAUGCGACUGCGACUACUCCAUGGGAACGACGUUGGCGCUGGCGCGACAUUCGUAUCAGAAGCUGGGGGAUGCAUACAACAACUACACAGCAUGGGGUUUGGAAGUUCCCUUCAACUGGGAUGGAGCUGUCCAUCAGAACCUUGGAACCAUCGAUGAAUACGAGGGGAACGCGGCGGAGGGAGAGGAAGGACCAGGAGGAUGA
Messenger RNA from Guillardia theta CCMP2712, 2193 nucleotides. RefSeq lists its product as hypothetical. NCBI's taxonomy places the organism in Eukaryota, Cryptophyceae, Pyrenomonadales, Geminigeraceae. The transcript is spliced from 20 exons. The coding region runs from base 1 to 2193 and encodes 730 amino acids. The record is from RefSeq and is a predicted model, not a curated record.